This is a messenger RNA of Calypte anna (Anna's hummingbird), 6655 nucleotides long. It is a transcript of the gene MED12L, whose product is annotated as mediator complex subunit 12L. The transcript is spliced from 44 exons. Gene Ontology annotation, molecular function: beta-catenin binding; transcription coactivator activity. Gene Ontology annotation, cellular component: mediator complex. NCBI's taxonomy places the organism in Eukaryota, Metazoa, Chordata, Aves, Apodiformes, Trochilidae. Bases 73 to 6510 code for a protein of 2145 amino acids. Gene Ontology annotation, biological process: regulation of transcription by RNA polymerase II. The record is from RefSeq and is a predicted model, not a curated record.
GCCGAGUGCUGCUCCCUGGCGCUCGGAGCCCGCUCCAGCGCCCGCCCGCCGCGCCGGUGAACAUGAGCGAUCAUGGCCGCUUUCGGGCUCCUCAGCUAUGAGCACAGACCGCUCAAGCGGCCGCGCCUGGGGCCGCCCGAUGUCUACCCGCAGGACUCGCGCCAGAAGGAGGAUGAACUUACAGCAGUGAAUGUAAAGCAAGGCUUCAGUAACCAGCCUGCCUUCUCUGGAGAUGAGCACGGAUCUGCGAGGAACAUAGUCAUUAAUGCCUCAAAGAUUGGCGCUUACUUUAGCAGCAUACUAGCGGAAAAGCUAAAACUUAACACUUUCCAGGACACAGGGAAGAAGAAGCCACAAGUAAAUGCCAAAGACAACUACUGGCUGGUCACUGCUCGGUCUCAGAGUGCAAUUCACAGCUGGUUCACAGACUUAGCAGGAAGUAAACCACUGACUCUUUUAGCAAAAAAGGUUCCGAUUCUCAGUAAAAAAGAAGAUGUUUUUGCUUACUUAGCAAAGUACUCUGUGCCACUGCUGCGAGCAGCAUGGCUGAUUAAAAUGACAUGUGCCUACUAUGCUGCUAUUUCUGAAGCUAAAAUCAAGAAACGUCAGGCCACUGACCCAAAUAUUGAAUGGACUCAGAUUAUAACCAGAUACCUUCGGGAGCAGCUGGCAAAGGUUGCAGAGUUUUGUCAUGCGACCUCCAGCCAAGGCAACAGCUCUGUAGUCAUGCCUCAAGAGAUGGAGCAAGCCCUGAAGCAAUGGGAAUAUAACGAAAAAUUGUCAUUUUAUAUGUUUCAGGAAGGAAUGCUCGAGAGACAUGAGUAUUUGACGUGGAUACUGGAUGUUCUGGAAAAAAUUAGACCUACUGAUGAUGACCUGCUUAAGCUGUUGUUGCCUCUGAUGUUGCAGUAUUCAGAGGAGUUUGUUCAGUCAGCUUACCUGUCCCGUCGCCUCGCUUACUUCUGUGCCAGACGCCUGUCUCUGCUGCUGAGUGAUGGUCCUAACCCUGUAGCUGCACACCCUCCUCAUGGGAUUCUUGGCCCAAGUAACCCUCCCCUGGCAGCCCCCAGCCCCACUGCCCCUGCUCCCGGGGUGGCCCCACUGCAGCUGAGCUGCUCGGAUUUCCUCUCCUGCCCCCAGCACCGUCCACUGGUGUACGGGCUGAGCUGCAUGCUGCAGACUGUAACCCUUUGUUGCCCAAGUGCCUUGGUGUGGAAUUAUUCCACAAAUGAAAAUAAGAACAUUAAUCCAGGCUCACCUCUGGAUUUACUUCAAGUUGCUCCAUCAAGCUUACCCAUGCCAGGUGGAAAUUCAGCAUUUAAUCAGCAGGUUCGAGCAAAGAUUUAUGAAGUAGAACAGCAGAUAAAACAAAGAGGUCGUGCUGUGGAGGUACGGUGGUCUUUUGACAAGUGCCAAGAAUCAACUGCAGGGGUGACCAUCAGCCGAGUGCUGCACACCUUGGAAGUGCUGGAUCGACACUGUUUUGACAGAUCAGAUUCCAGCAACUCAAUGGAGACACUUUAUCAUAAGAUUUUCUGGGCAAAUCAGAAUAAAGAUAAUCAAGAGGUGGCCACCAGCGACGAGGCGGUGGUGACGCUGCUGUGCGAGUGGGCUGUGAGCUGUAAAAGGUCUGGUAAGCACAGGGCCAUGGCUGUGGCCAAACUCCUGGAGAAGAGGCAAGCAGAAAUUGAAGCAGAAAGAUGUGGUGAAUCUGAAGUCCUAGAUGAAAAGGAAUCUCUGUCUUCAGCCUCCUUGACAGGUUCCAGUCUUCCCGUUUUUCAGAAUGUCCUGCUGAGAUUUUUAGACACACAAGCUCCCUCAUUAUCUGACCCAAACAGUGACCAUGAGAAGACAGAGUUUGUGAAUUUGGUGCUGCUUUUUUCUGAAUUCACUCGGCAUGAUGUGUUCUCCCAUGAUGCAUACAUGUGCACUUUAAUAUCACGAGGAGACUUGUCAAUCACUGCAGCUACCAGACCACGCUCACCUCAUGGGGAUGAACACUACUCCAAGGAUCAUGAUGUGAAAUUGGAGGAUCAUAGCAUUGUGGAGCACAUUGACUCAGGAACUGCUGGUGUUUUUGAUGAUGUAGACAAGGGUGACUUCAAGGCAGAUUUUGGUUCGGACUUCCCAAUUUUUUCUCCGAUGCCUGGGGAGACUUGUGAGAAUGUCAACUCUUCUUUAGACAGAAGAAUCUCAGCCACCAGCGAGAAGUCAGUCAGGAGGGAAAGACUGGGAGAUGUGAUUUUCCCAUCCAACUACGACCUCCUGCGCCAUUUGCAGUACGCGACGCAUUUCCCCAUCCCUCUGGAUGAAUCUUCAAGUCACGAGUGCAACCAGCGCAUGAUUCUCCUCUAUGGAGUUGGUAAGGAGCGUGAUGAAGCAAGGCAUCAGCUGAAGAGGAUCACCAAAGACAUCCUCAAAAUCCUGAACAAGAAAAGCACCACCGAGAUGGGAGUUGGGGAUGAAGGGCAGAAAGCCAGGAAGACCAAACAAGAAACUUUUCCAACCCUGGAGACUGUGUUCACAAAACUGCAGCAGCUGUCCUAUUUUGACCAACAUCAGGUGACAUCUCAGAUCUCCAGUAAUGUUCUGGAACAGAUAACGAGUUUUGCCUCAGGAACAUCCUAUCAUCUUCCCUUGGCUCACCAUAUACAGCUCAUCUUUGAUCUCAUGGAGCCAGCACUGAAUAUCAAUGGGCUUAUAGACUUUGCAAUACAGCUGCUGAAUGAGCUGAGCGUGGUGGAGGCUGAGCUGCUGCUGAAGUCCUCCAGCCUGGCAGGCAGCUACACCACGGGGCUCUGCGUCUGCAUCGUCGCCGUCCUGCGGCGCUACCACGCCUGCCUCAUCCUCAGCCCCGAGCAGACUGCACAAGUCUUUGAAGGGCUGUGCGGGGUGGUGAAGCAUGUUGUUAACCCCUCGGAAUGUUCCUCCCCAGAAAGGUGUAUUUUAGCUUACCUCUACGAUCUGUACGUGUCCUGUAGUCACCUGAGAAGCAGGUUUGGAGACCUCUUCAGUAGUGCCUGUUCUAAGGUGAAACAAACCAUCUACAGCAAUGUUCAGCCUUCAAAUUCCAAUUUGCUGUGGGACCCAGAGUUCAUGAUGGAUUUUAUUGAGAACCCUUCUGCUCACAGCAUUAACUACUCGAUGCUGGGGAAGAUCCUGAGUGACAACGCAGCCAACCGCUACAGCUUUGUCUGCAAUGCCCUGAUGAACGUCUGCAUGGGCCACCAGGAUGCAGGAAGGAUUAAUGACAUGGCAAACCUCUGUGCAGAGCUGACUGCGUGCUGCACGGUGCUCAGCUCAGAGUGGUUGGGGGUCGUAAAAGCUCUCUGCUGCUCUUCAAAUCAUGUCUGGGGUUUCAAUGAUCUGCUCUGCAGUGUGGAUGUGAGUGACCUGUCCUUCCACGACUCUCUGGCCACUUUCAUUGCUAUCCUGAUUGCCCGGCAGUGCUUUUCCCUGGAGGAUGUGGUUCAGCACGUGGCACUGCCUUCCCUUCUUGCAGCAGCCUGUGGAGACCCCGAUGCUGAGCCUGGGGCAAGGAUGACCUGUCGGCUGCUCCUGCACCUCUUCAGGACACCCCAGGUCUGCCUCUUUCCCCAGGGAGCAGGGAAAUUCUUUCCUGGAAUUCGUUCUUCUUGUGACCGUCACCUCUUGGCUGCUGCUCACAACAGUAUAGAAGUGGGAGCUGUGUUUGCAGUCUUAAAAGCAAUUCUGAUGCUUGGAGAUGCUGAAAUUGGCAGCAACAACAUCAACAGCUCCUUGAAGGGUGAAGACUUCCAGAUGAGAGGCUUGUUAGAUGAGCUCAGUGAGGAUGGGGUCUGGGGUUCCUCUCACACUUUGAAGUCCUGUGGAAAAGCUGUUUCCAUAGAAACCGCCAGUCUGAGCGAGUAUGCCAGAUACGUGCUCAGGACCAUUUGCCAGCAGGAAUGGAUUGGAGAGCACUGUUUGAAGGAACCUGAGCGGCUGUGCACAGACAAAGAUCUUAUUUUGGAUCCUGUUCUUUCGAACAAGCAAGCACAGACACUCCUCCAACUUAUCUGUUAUCCUCAUGGUGUUACAGAGUGCACGGAGGGUGAGAACCCUCAGAGGCAGCACAUCAAGCGCAUACUGCAGAACUUGGAUCAGUGGACUCUCCGUCAGUCCUGGUUGGAGCUGCAGCUGAUGAUCAAGCAGUGCCUGAAGGAGCCCGGUUCUGGGUCUGUGGCUGAAAUGAACAGCUUGUUGGAUAAUAUUGCAAAGGCGACAAUAGAGGUGUUUCAGCAAUCCGCUGAUCUAAACAAUAACUCUUCUAACUCUGGUAUAGGCCUCUUCAAUCCAAACUCUGUUGGAAAUGCUGACACAAGUAAUACAAGACAGAAUGGUAAAAAGGCAUUCCUAAGUUCCUCUGAGCGGCGAGGAGUGUGGCUGGUGGCUCCCCUGAUUGCAAAGCUGCCCACCUCUGUGCAAGGUAGGGUCUUGAAAGCUGCAGGAGAGGAGCUGGAGAAAGGUCAGCAUCUGGGGUCAUCUUCUAAGAAGGAAAGAGACAGACAGAAACAAAAAAGCAUGUCUCUCUUGAGUCAGCAGCCUUUCCUUUCAUUGGUGCUGACUUGCCUUAAGGGCCAGGAUGAGCAACGGGAAGGGCUUCUAACAUCACUGCAGAAUCAAGUCAAUCAGAUCCUUAGUAACUGGAGGGAAGAACGGUACCAGGAUGAUGUUAGAGCCAGGCAAAUGAUGCACGAAGCCCUACAACUUCGUCUUAACUUGGUGGGGGGCAUGUUUGACACCGUGCAGAGGAGCACCCAGUGGACCACAGACUGGGCACUGCUGCUCCUCCAGAUCAUCACUUCAGGAACUGUUGAUAUGCAGACCAACAAUGAGCUGUUCACAACCGUGCUGGAUAUGCUGGGUGUCCUCAUCAACGGGACGCUGGCCUCCGACCUCUCCAGCGCUUCCCAGGGAGGGCCUGAGGAGAACAAAAGGGCUUACAUGAAUUUAGUGAAGAAACUAAAAAAGGAGCUGGGGGACAAGCGCUCAGCCAGCAUUGACAGGGUGCGCCAGCUGCUGCCUCUGCCAAAGCAGACCUGUGACAUUAUUGCUUGUGAGCCAAUGGGAUCCUUGAUUGACACCAAGGGGAACAAAAUUGCAGGAUUUGACUCCAUUGAUAAGAAACAGGGUCUUCAGGUUUCAACCAAACAAAAGGUGUCCCCUUGGGAUUUAUUUGAAGGUCACAAAAAUCCUGCUCCUCUCUCCUGGGCAUGGUUUGGUACAGUUCGUGUCGACAGGAAAGUGAUAAAAUACGAGGAGCAGCAGCAUCUCCUCCUGUACCACACUCACACCAAACCCAAGCCACGGAGUUACUACCUCGAGCCCUUGCCCCUUCCUCCAGAGGAGGAGGAGGAAGAGCCCACCACACCAGUCUCUCAGGAGCCAGAAAGAAAGUCAGGAGAGCUCUCAGAUCAGGGAAAACUUGCCACGGAGGAUGAGAAGAAGACAAAGGGCAGGAAGCGAAAGUCAAAGUCAAGCUCAAGGGCUGAUGAAUAUCCACAGAAUAACUUGUACAGAGUGCCUCCCACUUACUCCCCACUCUCCUCUCACCUGAUGCACCAUCCUCCCCCUGCCCUCUGGGGUUACAGCCUCCUGGGGACCCCGCAGCCCCCCGGCUUCUUCCUGCAGAACCCACCCCUGCCCCCAGGUGGCUCCCGGCUGGACCCGACAGGCUCCUUUGUCCCAGCCAACACGAAGCAAGCCCUGUCCAGCAUGCUGCAACGCCGCUCUGGCAGCCUGCUGCAGCCCCCUGCCCUGCACCCCCUCCCACCCCAGCAGCAGAUGCUCCAGAUGAAGCUCCUGCAGCAAGAGCAGCAGCAGCAGCGGCUCCACAGGCAGCAGGCACAGGCACGGGCUCUCCAGCAGGGCCAGCCAAUGGACCAAGCUGCUGUUUUCUCUCCUCAAGUUCGACCUGGGUCUCAGCUUCCGCAGUACCCAGGGGUACAGCAAGCACAGCAUGUGCCCCAUGGAUACACCCUGUACAGCACACAGCAGCCAGCUGGGGGGGGGGUGGUGCCCCCCCAGGGGUACCCCAGCCCUGCACUGAUGGAGCAGCUGCAGCAGAUGCACCAACAGCCUGGGGGGCCCCCCCCACAACCCCCCACUGCCUACCUGCAGCCCCCCCAGGGCACUCAGAGACUGAGCCAUCAGCCUUUGCAGCCCAACUCCCUGGCUGGGGAGGGACUGGAGAGCACAUCAGCCUCAGGUCCUCACCCCACGCUGGGCUCAGUGGCCCAGGAGCCCCUCAGACAGAGGCAGCAGCAGCUGAGGCAGCAGAGGCUCCUCCAGCAGCAGCAGCUGGGGCAGCAGCAGGCACUUGGUCUCCAGCCCGUGCAACCCCAGCAGCCCUUGUUCCCCAGGCCAGGCUUGCAGCAGACACAGCAGCAGCAGCAGACGGCAGCGCUGGUCAGGCAGCUCCAGAAGCAGCUCUCCAGCACCCAGCCCCAGGCAGGGGUGAACCAGUACGGGCACCCCCCACACUUCUGAGCUGCAGCAGGAGGCAGAGGCCAGGCCACGUUUGCACUGAGGAGCAGAACUUCACCUGUCAAUGCACUACUUGUUGCUAGAAGCAGGCUUUAGUUUUCUUCUCUUAUUAUUUCAAUAUUAUUUUUCUGAGCUGCAGUUGAUGUGA